Molecule: messenger RNA, 4731 nt
Organism: Babesia ovata
Lineage: Eukaryota; Apicomplexa; Aconoidasida; Piroplasmida; Babesiidae
Product: ABC ATP-binding domain containing protein
Exons: 6
Coding region: 1-4731 (1576 amino acids)
Biological process (GO): transmembrane transport
Cellular component (GO): membrane
Molecular function (GO): ABC-type transporter activity; ATP hydrolysis activity; ATP binding
Source: RefSeq, a predicted model, not a curated record
AUGGAGCAAAACGACGUCGCCGGGGCGCAGCCCCGAUGGUAUGAGUACCUGUUCUUCUGGCGCCCCUAUUCGGUUAUGAAGCGCGUAAAAUAUGGAGAUUUCACGGCAGAGAAGGGUUAUGGCAACUACUCGGACAGUCGCGGCAUGAAGUUCUUUUCGUUUGGGUGGAUAACAAAGUGGGUCGGGCUGGUAGCAUACGGCAACCUGCACUAUGACAAAUAUCCCGGCCUACCGGCCAGCGACUUCGAUACGUUUGCGUCGACGGAGCUGAGCUUGUACCUAAUCGAGGGCCGCUCGAACCCACGUGGACCGCUUUUCACCAAGGUUAUGGGCAACCUGCGGUGGGGACUCUUGCGCGUUUUUAGGCAUGCCCUUGCCUAUCUGUUGUUCCUUACGGUGAUGAAAGACGCAACGGAGCUGCUGGUGAUAUGCCUGAUGAAGAUGGUGGUAGGCGGUGUCACGCUCAACAGCACGUCGGCAAUCGUCUCGUACGUCUUAACUACCGCUGCCAUCGCGUCGGCGAUAGCGCUUGAUGCAUUUGUGGAGGCCUACCAUCACUUCUACUACAGGCGUAUGUCGCUGCGGGUGGAGAUCACGCUCCAGAUGUUGCUGUACGGGAAGCUCCUGUCUCGAGAUCGCCAGCUUGCAAUGCGCCAAAACGGUAAUGUAACCCCUCACGGCAGUCCUGUUAGAAACGACAGCCAGGUAACCGGCGGUUCCUCCCGCUCCGGCGGCGAGAUGGACGCGACGGAGGAAGUGAAUAUUCUCAACCUGGCGCUCUUCGACGUCGACGAGAUAUCAAACGGAAUAGUGCGCAUGAUUGAUCUUAUUAACGUGCCAAUAAAGGUGUGCAUGCUCAGCAUCUGGUUGUACAGCGAAAUCGGGUGGAGCGCCGUACAAUCGCUUGGCAUCAUCGGGGCCAUGACGGUGCUGAUGCUUCUAUCCGAGUGCCAGUGCGCCUCUCUGCUGAAGGAAUAUGUUAAAAGAGUGGAUUUGCGGCUCUUCAAAACGCAGGUGGUCUUGGAGGAUUUGAGGAACCUGCGGCUGGUGAAGUGGGUAGGGUACGCGAUGGACUCCGUCAUGGGCAGCCGGUUGCACGAGCUGCAGUCAUGUCUGAAGCGAGCCUACCUCAGUUCCUUAAGCAGCUGGGUUGGCAUUGUGGCACCCAACGUGAUGGCGUUAUUCAUUUUUGUGAUGUCGUCAAUAAACAAUUCCCCAGUUCUGCGUGGCCUGAAUCUUGACAAGAGCCAAGCCCUUCCGCUCCUUCACGCAUUAAGUUACUUCAUCAGACCGCUAAGGAAGCUGCCGUCUGACAUAAACGACCACAUGGAAGCUUCCAUUUCAUGCCGCCGUUUCGAGGAUUUCGUGUACCGUAAGGUGCUCGAUACUCACGUGCCGACGCCGUACGACAAAUUUUCUGAACGCGUCCCGGAGAGCAAUUCUGACUGCCAGCACCCUUACAAGGUCGAUAUAUCAACGCUUCACGCCGGUGGUAGUCCAAACGCCUUCUCCAUUGCCAUGCGCAAGGUCAUGAGUCGUGUGCCGAGAUGGAUGAUGCCGAAGAGGUCAGUGGCCUCUAAACUCGGUCUCUCACGUUCCCUCACGCCUUUCAAUGUGGGAAUAGAUAAUUUCAGCUGGUCGUUCGUGCGUUCAAGGGACUCCAUCAGCCUCGACAGCGAGCUUCUGCGCGACUCCUUCAUGGGAGUCAACUACCCCCAUGUGGUCCAGUUCUCCAACGCGUUCUUCGGCUGGACAUCGGUGCCAAUCCUCUCAAACAUCAAUUUGACGUUGAGAACGAACGAGGUCACCUUUCUCGUCGGGCCUCCCGGCUCGGGAAAGACUUCCCUUUUGAGUGCCAUACUGGGUGAUCUUCAACUGCUGUCUGGCUCCGUCUGUGUGGUCCCAUGGGAAGUUAACCUCCCCAUAGGCUACGUGAGUCAGGAGCCAUGGAUCCCCCUGGGCACUGUGCGCGAAUGUAUCCUUUUCGGCCACUCGAUGGAUAACAUGUUGUACAACCGUGUCGUGAAUGCCGUGGGCCUAGACACCGAUAUCGCCAGUUGGGAUAUGGGCGAUUUACGGGUGCUGGACGAGGGUGGACAGAACCUGAGCACAGGGCAGCGCGUGCGCAUAUCGCUGGCCCGAUGUAUCUACAAUCAGAUGAUGCAUUCCAAUAACGUCCAUGCUGCGUCCUACAACCUGUAUUGUCUGGAUGAUCCGUUUGCAGUUUUGGAUCCCGCACUGGCCGUUAACAUAUUCAUUUCGUUGUUCGGGCCCUCUGGUCUGAUCGCGGGUGCCAGCGUCAUCAUCGUGAUACAGGAGGGUUUUAUCCACACGCUCCGCUCAAGCGGCGUCAACCUUUCUGCCAUGAAAUUCUUCGUAUACCAGAUCGAUGGCCCGACCUCGGAACCGCAGCUGGAGACUCUGGAUGAAUUCGAAAGUCGUCAGGUUUUGAACGAAAUGGGUGACAAUUCUGACCUGCAGAGCGCCGAUUCAUUCGACGAAUUGGCGACUAUCAGCGCCUUGAACACCAUGGAUGCGUUGGACAUCUCGGGCGCAAUUGAUGACCUGGAUGAUGGCAGCAAUGAAAUAAAACCCGACGCGGUCUCCGGUGAUGAUUCGAAGCCCCCGCCAACGCAGUUGGGCGACAACAACCAGACACGUGGAGCUCUGAAGUGGAGUAACUUUAUGUGGCUGUUCAACCACAUUGGGAUGUCUACGGUCGUAACCAUGCUUACGGUAUCCUUCAUCACCGUGUGCAUGAGCAUUUUUAGCGACCAGGUGGUUCGCUCCUGGGGUGCGAUCGUCGACACACAUCGUUGCGUUAUUCCUGGGGCCACUCCGAAUAUGAAUAUGGAUCAGAUGAUGCUAGAGACGCAGGAAUACGACGCCACCAUGCGCAUGAAGCUGAACCAUUACUAUCUCUUCGUCCUCUCGAACAGUUUGAUCGUGGUCCUCUUCAUGUGCAUCAUCUUUAUGGAGCCUCUCGGGACCUUCCAAGCGGCGCGUAGCGUCUACGAAUCGGCGCUUGGAGGCGUGCUGCGUUCGCCGCUGUCCGUGUUCAGCACCAUGCGCAUCGGGACCAUCAACAACCGCCUGUCUACCGACCAGACUUAUGUGGACUACAACUGCUUCACACGAUUUUCCAGCACCGCGUCGACUCUGAUGUACAGCACGAUAUCCAUCAUUAUGAUCUGCAUCCUCAACUGGUGGUCAGGUGCCAUGCUUCCCAUCGUCUUGUUCCUGACCUUCAUCAUCGUCAUACGUGACUACCUUCCGAUGUGCCGGGAGAACAUGCGUACUACGCUUGGUACACGUGCGGCACUAUGCACUCUCAUCAGCCAGACCGUCACUGGCGCAAGCGUUAUUCGUUCCGCUCGCCGUGAGGGGGUCGCCAUGGCACAAUUUCUGCGCUACCUGGAUGCGUACGAGCGUACCAAGUUCUUCCACGCCUGUGCCGUUGCAUGGGGUAACGUUCGCAUUCGACUGCUGGGUUUCCCUCUGAUCUUGGCGAACGUGUUGUCGCCGUUAGUCAACCUCAUGAUACAACCGCCCUUGGAGUGCGGAACUGCCAUGGACGUGCACGUCAGUACUGCGCUGAUGUACUCUUUGAAGGUAUCGAGGUCACUGAAGGCUGUGAUUGCGAUGAUGGUCGACGUGUCUAACAUUAUGUGCGCAUGUCAACGACUACAGGACAUGUCCAAACUCGGACCCGAAUAUGACCAUAAGUUUGAACAGAUGCGCCUAGCCGUUAAGUCGCGAUGUGCGCAGUCUGGUCGCAAGUGCUCCGUUUUUCAGCCGGAACGUACCUCCAACGAAGGUCCGGCCAUGUUCCAGCUCACACGCACUGGAGUGGAGCUCCGCAACGUCGUCGUGGACUACACAUUUAUCCCACCUGUGAAGGGUGCACCUGGGACAGCAGGUGCCGGCGAUGACACUCCACAGCCGGUAAUCAGCUACAAGCGGUUGUCCCUGUCAUGCCCCUUCCUCUCGUUCCCACCAGGACAGCACGUCGGCAUAGUGGGCCGCACGGGUUCCGGGAAGAGUACGCUAUUGUCGGCUUUGGCCGGUGCAGUGAAUUUGGUGCGGGGCACCAUAGAAUUGGACGGCGCGAACAUCGAAAGUCUCUCGGCCGAUGAGAGUUGCACUGCCAUCGGCAACAUACCUCACAACCCGCCGCUGCUGGUGCACUGGACUGUGCGCGAUUACGUCGACCCGAAACACGAGUGGGAAGACGUUGCUAUUUGGGAGGCUCUGUACACGUGUAGUGCAGGGGCAUUCGUGCGCAGCCUGCCGGGCCCCAACCCGCUGGACGUCGUGCUAAAGAAAUCGUGGUCUAACAAGUGCAAGGGUAACAAGGAGGAACUCGACACUUCCGGCACGCCAAGCGUCGUUAUACUCGACGUCCAUCUGCAGUACCUCAGCCUGGCGAGACUGUGGCUCUACAAACGGGAGCUACGCAUGCUGUUGGUCGACGAGGCAUCGGUAGUUGGGCCGUCAGAGGGGCAGUCGUUCCAGCCAAUUCACGAGCUGCUGCACCGUCUGUUCCGCAACUGCAACGUGUUCCUAGUUGCGCACAACGCCGACUCGCUGCAGUUAUGUGACCGAAUCUUGGUUCUGGACAGCGGCCGCGUCGUUGGUGAGUGCCAAGCGUCCGAAGUCUCCAACCAGCGUGAUCUAGCUGCGCGCUGCCGACAAUUCGCACGCGGCGCGAAUCCCCCAUCCGACGAGUAG